Seminavis robusta is the source of this 3417-nucleotide messenger RNA. The record is from the annotation of a GenBank genome assembly. NCBI's taxonomy places the organism in Eukaryota, Bacillariophyta, Bacillariophyceae, Naviculales, Naviculaceae.
AUGGCCAGUUCCUCCUCCAUCCAACACAAUGACAACAACAGUGACAACAACAUUAUGAGAAAGCGGUUGAUCCUUCCCAUUCUUUCUCGUCGAGAAGAAGAACAGCAGAUCCGAGACGCUUGGGAUUAUAUCCAUGAAGGAGUGAGGGUGGUAUUCCUGGUGGGGAAAUCCGGUACGGGCAAGACUACGGCUGUGACACAGGCGCUCCAUGCCGCCAAGGCUGGGAGUGGAGCACGGUUUCAAUCCCUCCAGGCAUCGACCAAGUUUGAUCAGAAACGAGCUUGUGCUCCUCUGAAGGGGUUGCGACAGUUGGUAUCCUCACUGGUAGUGGCGGCGACUCGUACGUGUGGACGAACGCUGAGGGACAAGCUGAGUCAUGAGCAGUACAAGACCUUGCAGAGCUUCAUGAUGCCCAUGCAACGACAGAAUACCCAACGAAUGCUCUUCUCUUCUUCGCCAUCUAAACGCCGUUUCAGUGCCCCACGACGAUUCUCUGCCUUUCUCAAACAAUAUACGGCACAGGAGUUGAGUGAUAGUGAUGGGGAUUCCAUUGCAUCCAACGAAGAUCACGAAGAUCAUGAACGAACCGAAACUACGGAAGAUCUGGAUGAUGCCUCGAUUCGUUCCAGAAAUAAUGAAGUCAACAAAGACAGCCGUACCUUGCUCACAACGACACUCAGAGCAACCUUGAGGGCGAUCUCCAGUGUCAGCUCGGUCAUCUUGACCCUGGACGACCUUCAUUGGAGCUGCAAGACGACCAUGGAAGUCCUGCAAAAGAUUGUCACGGAUCCUCAACUCAAAAACGUCCUGGUCUGUGCUACCUUCCGCACGGACGAACCCACCGCGACCGAGGGAUUCUACGAGUGGGCCGACGAGUUGCCCAUGAACUUGACCGUGCCGGCUGAAGCCCAUACCAUCAACUUUGACAAUCUCCAACUGACCGCCGUCCAAGAAUUGCUGGCAGAAGCCUUGAACAAGGACGAUGUUGCCGGCUUGGCAGAGACCGUCUUCAACUUUACGCACGGUAACCUCUUCUUUAUCAAACACUUUAUGGAACGUCUCCAAGAGGAUGACCUCCUGACAUUUGACAUGUUUCGCCAUCAGUGGGUUUGGGAUGUGCGGGACAUUCAACGGCAAGGAUCACUGACGGACAAUGUGGUGCAAAUCUUGGCGGCUCGCAUUCACAAGCUGUCCAAACCAGUGCAAAACGUACUGCUGUUGGCAUCGUGUUCUGGAAACCAGUUUGAUGUGCGGGCUCUCGAAGCAACAAAGUCGGCGCUGGGAGUCGACUCGGCCUACCAACGGAUUGCCCAAGCCGAGGAACAUGAACUCGUCAUGUCCAUCAAUAGCGCAGAGGGUGGAACACACUACAAGUUUGCACACGACAUGAUUCAAAUGGCAGCCUGGGGCAUGUUCCCUGAAGGGACGGAUAUGGCGCAAAUUCAUUGGGAUAUUGGGUGCCUACUGAUGCAAGAGGAAGAGUUGUUGCAAUGCGACUGCAUUUUGUUCUCUACCGUCGAUCACUUGAACAUGAAAGGUCCCAACAUUAACGCAGAGCCUGAUCUCAACCACAACGGCGACGAAGCGAGUCUUCGCUUCCAACUGGACAAUGUCAACAUCCGCAUCCAGCUUGCUCAUCUCAACUACCGGGCCGGGUGUCAGGCAUCGGCCCUCUCGGCCUUUGGACCCGCGGCACGGUACAUUCAAGCGGGGAUUGCCAGUCUGGGAGACAGGCCCUUUGAAUGCUCGUACGACCUCGCCUACAAACUCUUUACCAUGGCUGCCAAAACGGAGUGUGUCGGAGGCAACUUGGAUGCCAGUCAAGAGGCUGCUCAACAAGUGCUGGACCAUGCCAAGACAUACGAAGAGAAGCUACCGUUGGUCAGUAUUCUUUUUAACUGUUACCAGGCUCGAAGUAACCCACCUAAACUGCUUGAGUUUGCCUUGGCAACGCUGCAACAGUUGGGAGAAAACGUCGAGGAGAACCCAAGCAAAGUCAAGGUAGAGUGGGAGUACAGAAAGAUGAGGUUUCAUGCCAAGCGAUUGUCCGAUGAAAAGAUUCUCAAGCUCCCGCCAAUGACGGACUACAAAAAGGAAACCAUCCUUCAGAUCAUGUACAAGCUCAUCUUCCCCCUGUACCAGAUGGAGAAGCAAAGACUGUGCACAUACCUCACUUGUCGCAUGGUCAGCAUCACGCUCAAGCAUGGCUUGUCAAAGUCUCUGGCACCACAUUUCUUUGUCAUGGCCGCUACGUGCAUCAUCAGUCAAAACCAAGACAUUGAGGAAGGAUAUCGUCUGGGCCGACUUGCUGAAAAGGUCAUUGCGAAGCAAGGGGGAGUCGACCCAAAUUAUGGCACAGUGCUGUGCUACCUUGGUCAUCUCAACAAAUGGUGGAAAGAGCCUGUGCAUUAUUCCUUGGAAAAGUUCAUUGAGUGCAACCAGCUCUCCAUGAAAUCGGGGAAUGUGAGUAACGCCUUCCAGUCCACUGUGGGUUAUGCAGUCAACUACUUCUAUUCUGGUCUCCCCCUGGGUCCACUGCUGCAAGACAUGGAACUGUUCGGCAAGCUCUAUCUGGAAUACAACCAGAUCAUGUUCUUCUUGCUUGCAUCACCGCUUUGGCAAUGUCUGCUAAACUUGACGGGAAAGUCGGCAGAUCCAAGCACCAUGGAAACGGGUACUGUGAUGGAGCGUCGCAAAGCCUUCCCGGCACACAAAAAGUGCGGUGUUCAAUCCAUCCAUUCCUUUCAGAUGAUCAUAUCCUACUACAGGGGCGAUCUGGAGAAGGCAACAGAAAUGUCAGAGAAGCUGGCCGACUGCAAACCCGGCAUCAUGGGAGCUUCCUUUUGGUAUGCAUCUCGGCUUUACCACGUGGCCCUUAUUGCCAUUGCCAAUUGCCGCAAGUCUCCAACGCGCAAGGGACGACAAGAGGCAGAGAAGCAAGUGAAGCACUUCAAAAAGCUGGUCAAGAAGGGCGCCAUCAAUCUUCUUCAUAAACUUCAGUUGCUUCAAGCCGAACUGAUGACAGUUGAUGUCAACCCAAACAAGCCCAAGGAGGUGGACGCAGUCAUGGCAAUGUACGACUCUGCCAUUGUGAGUGCCACACGAGCAGGCUUCCUGCAGGACGCGGCUCUGGCAAAUUAUCUUUGUUUCCAGUUUUGCGACACGCACAAGGUGCGAAUACACUUGAGAGAGCUCUACUUGAAACGGUCCGUGGAGCAUUGGAUUGACUGGGGAGGAUUCGAUGUGGCGGAUUCGAUAUUGGAACGUCAUGGAGGAGACUACCAGUCGACAUGCGUUUCGGUCCGGGAAAUGAAAGAUUCUAGUUGCUUGAACAUGAGCAAUUCUCUUCGUGGCCGUUCGAGGUUUGACGAUGCAUUGGCUAUGCAGCACAAGGAGCUCCGAGUGUCCGCUCAAUAG